Messenger RNA from Nerophis ophidion (straightnose pipefish), 2084 nucleotides. It is a transcript of the gene prrc1, whose product is annotated as proline-rich coiled-coil 1. Bases 157 to 1461 code for a protein of 434 amino acids. The transcript has 9 exons. Gene Ontology annotation, molecular function: protein kinase A regulatory subunit binding. Gene Ontology annotation, cellular component: cytoplasm. The record is from RefSeq and is a predicted model, not a curated record. NCBI's taxonomy places the organism in Eukaryota, Metazoa, Chordata, Actinopteri, Syngnathiformes, Syngnathidae. Gene Ontology annotation, biological process: activation of protein kinase A activity.
GAGACGGACAUCCUGAAGGGGCGUGGCCCGUGCCUGAUGGGAGACGUGGCAACACAUGACGUCAUCAAAGUGUGUCUGCGCAUGUUCGUGUUAGUAGCGAGUCGAGCUAGCAGUUAGUUUCUUCUCCUUCUUACGCGGACGUUAAAGGCUAAGGAGAUGAUGGAAGAGAGCGGGAUUGAGACUACGCCUCCAACCAGCCCGACACUUUCUGUGAGUGCAGCAGCUUUAGUCGGCUCUCCACCAAUGAGCAUGGGUCUGUCCAGCCCCGUUAUUCCUGCAGGCUCCAGUGCAGUGUCCAUUGGCUCCCUCUCAAUCAGUGCUCCACCCCCACCUGGUCCUUCCCUUCCUGCUUUUAGCGGUCCCACUGCUCCACCGUCCAUUUUUCCUCCUCCAUCUUCACUUGCUCCUCCUUUCAGCACCGCCUCUCCCUUCCCCGCUGGUCCUGCCGUGUCAGUGCCCCCCCCGCCCUCUUCCACUGGACCACCACCCAUUGGCGGCGGCCCACCUCCCGUCGGGCCGCCUCUUACCAACUACUUCCUGAGCUCAGGAUAUGAUAUCACGCGGGGUCAUGCUGGUCGAACACCGCAGACACCGCUCAUGCCAACAUUCUCCAGCCCUACCUCGAUUUCAGAUGUAGUGUCCAGCCCCCUGGUUCAGCAGCCUGUCAUGACAGGUGCUUUGGAUGCCAGAUCUCCUAUCACAUUUCCAGAGGAGCAGGAAGAUCCCAGGGUCUUUGGAGAGAACAAUUCUGGUGGAGGAAUAUGGGGCUUUUUCAAGGGAGUUGCAGGAAACACUGUUGUAAAAUCAGUCCUGGAUAAGACUAAACAUUCAGUGGAGUCCAUGAUCACUACUCUAGAUCCUGGCAUGGCUCCCUAUAUCAAGUCUGGAGGGGAUAUCGACAUUGUGGUGACUUCAGAUAAAGAGGCGAAUGUUGAUGCAGUCCGAGGGGCCUUUCAGGAGGUGUUCGGGAUGGCCAUGGUCACUGGGGAAAAUGGUCUGUCCAACAUUGCCCCACAGCCUGUGGGGUAUGCAGCUGGGCUCAAGGGGGCUCAGGAGCGCAUUGAUGGUCUCAGAAGAUCUGGGGUGAUCCACGAGAAGCAGCCAGUGGUCUCUAUGGAAAACUUUAUUGCGGAACUCUUUCCUGAGAAGUGGUUUGACAUUGGCUGUUUGAUCCUGGAAGACCCGGCUCAUAACAUUAAAGUGGAGGUCUUCACCCAGGCAACUCCUUUGGCACUGGAACAUGUCCAGCAGGCUCAGUCCCAGACCCCUCCAGACUACAGCCUUCGUUGGUCUGGUCUUACAGUUACAGUUGGUGAGAUCCUGGAGCGCAGUCUUCCCAACAUCAAUAGAACAGAAUGGCAUUCGGCCAUGACAGGGAUGGCACAAAGGCAGAUGAUCCAGAGUGCUGCCAAAGCUUUGGCUGGAAUCUACAAACAGAGGCUGCCACCCAGAACUGCAUGAGGCUUUAUUGCUCUGUGUGUCAUCCACUGAGGAUUUGGUGACAUUUUGCAGAAGGAACUUAAGAUAACUGGUAGGUGAUGUCUCAUGUUAUUCCUUAAUGGACAAGUUUGUGAAGAUCAGUGCUCAUUAACAUUCCAGCCCAACUGGAUUUUACUGUAGCGUAUCACUUACAAAGGUCCUCUUAAGAAGUAUAGACUGUAUAUCGUUUUAGCAUCUGCUUAACCUUUCUGAGAUUAUACUUUGUGAUGUAUGUUAACAAUUGAAUCAAUCUUAUGCCGUCUAUCCCAAAAAAAAUUCAGUUUUUGUGAAGCACAUGUAUGGUCAUAGGCCGUAUUGAUCCUAUUCCUUGUGGGUCAUUGUUUUGUAAAAAUCUAAGAUGGCCUCCAAAAUAGCUCCUUUAACUUGUGAUAAACUUUACGUCCGCAUAUUUUUUAUUAUUAUUAUUAUUAACAAUAGCAUCCGUGCCUCACAGUGUCUUUUGGGGGCAAAAUCUGGCCCUUGGACAAAUGUACAGUAGUCAAUGACUCCUGACCUAGACUACUGACGUAUAAAACAUAAUGCCAAAAGAGUUUGCCUUAUUACGGUCUCUGCCACAUGAAAGAAUAAAGUGAUAUUCAAAUGAG